GUGGAAGAGGCAGGGGGCGUGGUGCGGAGCGUGGUGGAGGUGGUAGUGGAGUCAACGGAUGCCCACACCCCCCUUGUCUGCCAGGCGGCGAAUACCCCCUUAGUGCCGCCUCUUAGAACCCCUCUGCACCUGCUUGUCUUAUUGUCGCCGUCUUGGGUUCGUAUCGUGGGUGCCAACAAGCCAAUGUCUGCGGGACUGACCUAUGUGGUGGAGUGUCGCUCUAAGGGCGCCCGUCCCCCCCCCCGUUCUCACUUGGUCCGUGGGCGGCGAGACACAGGUGCACACCUCGUCCCAGACUGAUUCAGAAGGGGAGACAGUGAGCCGCCUGUGGUACACCCCGAACGCCUCACAUGCUGGUUCCCUUCUGACCUGUACCGCCCGCCCACCUGACCACGCCGCCCACAGCACGCCCACCUCAUGGAUGAAGAGCGACUCAGUGUUUCUCAAUGUUAUGUAUAAACCAAAGGUGGAACUAAAUUUCCAACCACUUGAGACCUCGCGAGAUGACAAGCAAAGACGCCUUCCGCCCUUCUCCCCUUCCUCCUCCUCUUCCUCCUCCAGUAAACACGAAAGGAAGGGGGAAUCUAGCAUCAUCGCUAAGAAGAGAGAGGAAAAUUUAAGCACAACCCGGAGCCAACAAGAUGGAGAAAAAGAAAUAAAUGAGAGUGAAGUAGGUGCAGAAAACAACACGAGACAGGAGAAAGAAGAGGAAAAGGUUGCAGAGGAUGGCAAGGAAGAGGAGGAGGAGGAGGAGGAGGAGGAGGAGGAGGAGGGUAUGUACAGCUUGUCGGAAGGGGUGGGCGGAGUUUUGCAGUGCCACGUGAGAGCCAACCCUCCUGCCUUUCGCGUCAGCUGGCACCGUGACGGAGCGCCUCUGAUCCUGGAGUCUGGCAGCUCGGAGGACAUGGUGAUGGGCAACAUGAGCAUCGUGGUGCAGAAAGCCACCCCGGAGGAUGCUGGGGACUACACCUGCACGGCUCACAACUCCGAGGGCUCCUCCCGCAGCAAUCCGGUCAAGCUGAGGAUUAACCAUGGCCCCACGUGCAAGCGGUCUACGCCCUUAGUGCUUGGCGUGCCCCGCCACCACUCACUCAACGUGACGUGCCAGGUUUCCUCCUUCCCACCUCCGUCAGGGUUCUCCUGGGCCUUGCACACUUACCUCGGCCGCCUGCAGGUGCCCCAGGACAGAAUCAACUGGCAGGGCACCACCUCCUGGAUAACCUACACGCCGCGGGCGACGGAGGACUACGGGGAGCUCAUCUGCUGGGCUCACACCCACAGAGGCCGCCGGCAGCAGGUGCCCUGUGUCGCCCGCCUGGUGCCUGCCGACACGCCAGACGCUCCAGAGAGAUGCCGUGUCUCACGAAGGACACCAUCCUCCCUCACCGUAUCCUGCAUCGCCGCCCAUGACGGAGGACUGCCCCAGACCUUCCACGCAUGGGUGUCCUUUGAAGGGCAGCAUGUAAAUAACGCCAGCAGUGCAACUUCCGAGGUGACGGUGCGCGGCCUGCAGCCAGCCACCGUGUACAGCCUCAUCCUGUGGUCUGCUAACACAUACGGUAACAGCAUGAGGGUCAAGCUGCAGGCCUCCACCACACCUUCCAACGUGACAGUGUCCACCUCCAGCAGCAUGAACGGCCACUCCACGAAGGACACCACCAAGGAGGGGCCCUUCGACAGUUUGUACCCUUCCCUGGUGGCUGUGGUGGCUGUUGUCACGGUGGUGGGCAUAGUGGUGGGCGUGGUGGCGGGCUUGCUCAGCCGUCACAUUACCGUCCCGGUGCGUCACUCUGCUGACCAAGAUGACGAAGACGACUACCACGCCGCCCCGCCCCCCUCACCUGGCCGCCGCCUCAAGGUGCACCUGCGGCGCUCAGGCAGGGGGAAUGGCUCCCUAGCGAAGCAAAUCCGUAGGCCCACAGCGCGCUACGAGUUUCUGGGGGCGGCGCCGCGGAGGGAGCCUCAUGUGUACGACGAUCCGGUGCCUCUACGACGGGAAAAGAAAGAUAAGGUCUAUGAAGAGCUUCGAGCAACGCCCGAGACCGAAUGUUCCACUCUCUCAGCGACACCAUCCGACCCGCCGGGCACGCUGACCCCUCCCCAAUUCCUUCAUUGGCCCCUCCCGUACUGCCGACUCCUGCGUAAUAAUGACUUCAAGGACGCCCCGAGGAAGCCAGUCAGGGUCGAUCCGCCCAAACUGCCUGACACGAGCGUGUGUGGAUCCCAGUCAUCUCCUGUCACCUCCACCCCAUCAGCUAAAUCGGUCCCGCGCCCAGAGUUCCGCUUGAUCCCCAUUCCGGAGACCAGCAAAAUACUCAAGAAUGCUGCGGAACAGGACACGAGACUCAAACAGCAUUUUACAAAAGACAUGUCAUCCCCCCUCACCAGCAGUAAGUCUAAAUUUCCAGCCAUAAGUGAGGAAGAGGAGAUCAAGCCAAGAGCCGCCAAGACCAGGGAUGCCUCUUGUAUAUCGAGAGAACCCCACACUCUGGCUGAAAAUAAUAAAGGGGUUCCGAUUGAAGAGGAACUUUCAGGGGACCAGAGUAAUGAGACAGCGCCAGUUCCCAAGGCAAUGGAGCAGGACGACAACACAAAGCAGCUUUCACGCCUCCUACGUCCACCAGGAUCAACUGUGAAACUGAAUACCGUGAACAGCAUGAAAACCACAUCUUGGGACCUCCAUAAAGUUAUGGCAGAGCAGGAAAAAAACAUCAAAGUGGACGAAAGCAUCGUCCUUCUCACUCCAAGAGAUCAUGAACCCAAAGUGGAGGAAGUAUUUUAUGACAGUACUCGCACCACCGUCACCAGCACAUCAAGGCCUUCCCUUCAUCACGCCGACACGACCACAACCGAUAAUUACAGCGCUUUUACCCGAAAGGAAGCAGCAAAUCAAGUAACUAAAAUGGCUUGCAAAGAGGAAAAAUCCACGCCGGGUAUGAACAACACGGAGGCGGCGACCACUGCAUCCUUGUUUCCUCAGCUUCCUGUCCACGGUGGAGACGAAGCGAGGAAACAUGACAGUGCGCAAGGAAACAAAACAUCCUACGUCUCCUUGACCGAUAAACUACAUCCAGCAAUAAAACAGAAUAGUAGUAGCAGUAGCAGUAGCAACAGACAGCACCAGCACCACCCAUACAACACAAGUCUAGCGAGCAUCAAGAGAAGUUAUAGAUCGCCAAUAUCAGCACAGCUCGCCACAAUUCUGGAUCCUAUGGUAAUCCCCGCGGAAGGCAGCGUCACCCCUCGCCUGUCAUCGGCCGGCCAGCGCAAGCCACGCAUCGGUCUUACUUCCCUGUUCAGUCUCACGGCAUCAUCAUCCUCCUCCAAUUCGUCGUCGUCCUCCUCCUCCUUCUCCUCGUCCUCCUCGUCCUCCUCCUCCUACAAGCGUGGUUUCAGGAGGUCUGCAAGGAGGGCAGACCUGGCGAGCCCGUUCUGGAGGCCGAGAAGUGUUCCCACGACCUCUGGACUCCAAAUAACCUCCCAUUGUUACCUUCAGACACCUAGCGCAUCCUCCUCUUCAUCCUCCUCUCCUCCCUCCCCAAGGUCAUCUUCCUCCUUCUCAGGUGCUUCUUCCUCUUCCUCAUCCUGCUUCCCAUAUUCCUCCACAGCCUCUUCUUCUCCUCUCUCAUCUUUUUAUUCAUCUGAAAACUCGCUACCAAUCUCUACCUCUCUCUCUCAGUCCUUUUCCUCCUUCCAGUUCCCGACCUCCCCAUCCUCCUUUUCCUCGUCUGCCACAUCCUCCUCAUCGUCCUCAUCUUCAUCCUCCUCCUCGGCAGUAACCAAGUCUCCUUUUUCUUCCUUUCUCUCUCCUUCCCUCACUUCUCACUCAGCUUCCUCUUUUCUCUCUCUCUCCUCCUGCUCCACUUCCCCGGAAUCAGGCUUUUCUGGACAAAUAACACCAACUUAGAGAGAGAGAGAGAGAGAGAGAGAGAGAGAGAGAGAGAGAGAGAGAGAGAGAGAGAGAGAGAAUCCUCAGUCAUAUUAAUUAAGGUCUGUGAACACCAAAACGUAACUCUAAUAAUGCCAUGUCUGCACACACCAGGUGACGAUACUAGAUAGGGCGCCUUCUAGUUUAGGCAGUUACCACACCUGUUUAACCCUUUGACUGCUAUGGUUUCUAUUCACGCUUAAUUAUAAUAUAUGGUCAGAUGGAUUUUUUUUUUCUAUGAAAAGGGGCACUAGCCAAGAGGAACAAAACUGGCGAAAAAAAAAAAAAAAGGCUCACCGAGAGUGCCAUUACCUAAAGAGAGGUCAAAAAAGGAUCAUCUAAAAUUGGAUGAUGAUAAGCGUCUUGAAUCUCUCUGUUGAAAGAGUUCAGGUCAGGAAGGAAGAAAUACAGAAGCAGGCAGGAAGUUCCAGAGUUAACCAUAAAAAAGGGACGAAUGAUUGAGAAUACUGAUCAACUUGUGCAUUCGAGAAGUGGACAGAAUAGGGGUGCGAGAAAGUAGAAAGUUUGAAACAUAAUUCUGAAAGAUACCACUGGCAGCAAGAGGAGUUACGAGUAGUCCCAGAUAUUUAUUUAUUUUUUUUCAUUAAAAUUAUCACUUAAGAUAUAUAGAAUAGUCAAUCAAAGGGUUAAAUUGGUAAAAACGAGAAUGAGAGGCAAUAAAGGCAACAAUACACACAAAACAUUACUAUUUUAUAUCACUCCUAUCAAUGUAAUUAAUAUCUGAAUUGUCUUUAUGAACUGAUUGCUAAGUUAUAUUACAAGUAUAACUAUGUACUAGGACCGAGCUUUAGUAAUUAAGUUUUUGUAAGUUUAUGUUAAAAAAGUAUGUAAUAAAAGUUUGUUACGCGUUUGUA
Molecule: messenger RNA, 4803 nt
Organism: Scylla paramamosain (green mud crab)
Lineage: Eukaryota; Metazoa; Arthropoda; Malacostraca; Decapoda; Portunidae
Exons: 9
Coding region: 203-3907 (1234 amino acids)
Molecular function (GO): protein binding
Source: RefSeq, a predicted model, not a curated record